UCUCAUUCCAAGCCUGUAUCGCUUAUUUCCCGCGUUCAUCCAAGCAAAACCCCGUUGAAACCCGGUAUUGGCCUACAGUCGCGAUUUUGAAGACAUAUACUUCGCAAUAGUUCAUAAUUGUAUUCCAUGCGGUCUCUAUUAUAGUCGAUAAACCAGGCCUAGAGCCUGCGAGCGAUCCGGUGAUCCAGUCAAGAUGUUUGGCAGCUCGCGAAGGCAUCGGCCUCCAAACCCCCCUUUAACCUCCGCGACCGCAAACCCAAAUGCUGCAUCAGCUGCCGCAACCGCCUUCAUGUCCGCCUCAAAUCAUAAGCCCAGCAGAUCGUUGUCGUCAGCUGCGGCGGCGGCAGCACUGCGGGCGCGUCCUCAUACACCGACAAACGUGGGAGAAGUUCAAACGAAACGAACGAUGCGUCGAAGUGCAUCAGUAUCCUCGGUAGGUAGCGCCAGCACCGGUACCGCUGGUUCGCGUCCGACUGCGCAACUUCAGAGAAAGGGUAGCUCGGGAAGCAUGACGGAACGUUCUUUUCGGAGUCCUUCGCCACAUCGAACUGGUUCGGUACACACACCGGAAGUGCAUCCUCCUGUUCCACAAAUCCCGGCGGGUCAUAAGAAAUCAGUGAGCGCAGCUUCGUCAGGGGUAGGCAUGCAGGCUUUCCGAACUGCAUCCCAGAAGAUGAAGAUUGGACAUUCGUCCUGGUAUACUGAACCGUCAGGCGACCCAAAAAAUGUAAGGACAUCUGAUGCGCCGAUGAAAACCAAUAAGCCCCAACUUCAAAAACCUGAAGGUGUCACUACUACGAACCAGAGGCCCGACAGUAGGAAUUCGGUGAACUUCUCAUAUCCGACUGCCUUCCGUGCCCAGUCGCCACCAGCUUCCCCUAGCUCUGCUCAGGCGCCUCAACUUCCUGGCCCGCCCGCGCGAACGCCUGCGUCGCCGCCGAGAUCCAAUAGGGCUUCCAUGUCUUCGAUCGGGAGCGGCAAGUCUGACCAACCAAUGGUCUAUGAUCGAAAUUCUAGGAGGAUGGUUCCAAGGACAACAGUAGAUAAUAGUGAAUACCAUGCCAGGGAAGCGACGGAGAAACAACCGAAAAAGAAAAAACAUGGCGGAGUAGCAAAAGGAGCAGUUACCAGAGUCAAAGGUACUACCAUAGACGCCGACGUGAAUGAGCGCAGCCUACUGAAACGAGAGCAACCGGCCAUCGAAGCGUUGCCAACAAUGGAGGAGUUGCAACUCCUUGAAGAGCCUGCAGUUCAAGCUAUUAUUACAGCACCAGGGAAACCAACGCAUCAAGAGGAACCCGGGAGAAAUCGAUCGUUUCAAUCACGAGAUUUACAAGAAUCAGUGAGCCCACCCCCGUCUCGGUCUGCUCCCCACGAUUCGAGCACAAGCUCCCCAAUUGGUCACGUUUCGAUCCAGAAAACAUCUACCAAACAGGAACCCAAUGAGGUAUCCGAAGAAGUUAACACUAUUCCUCGGUCGUCGCAGAAGGUUAUUGAUGCGCUUGAUGCCGUACCGACGAGGCAAUCCAUUUUUGAACAACCCGAACACGCUCGACUUCUCGUACAAGAAACGGAAGAGACAGCUAAUCAGAGCCCAUCCGAUGGCAAUGCUCCUAAACAAAUCCAAACUCCCGUCGAGGUCUCAGCAGAGAAGAAAGAAACCCUCCUUGAAAACAGAGCAAUUCUUGAGCUAUCUAAGGAAGGGGGUGGUGUACGACGAUCUAAUUCGAAUAGUCCAGCUCGUCAAGCCCAUUUUUCAGUAACUCAUUCGGACAACCUCGCAGUGCGUCACACUCCCCUACCAAGAUCAGCCUCGCCUAUUAAGUCAGCCCUCAAACGUACCAGCCCAACACGCAGAGAAACAUCUCCAUCGGAUAAAAGCUCGGAUAUGUCAGGGUCCCGCGGCGCUUCACCGCACCAGCAAGAUGAAACUGCAGCCCAACGUAAGAAGUCGGUCCGCGUUAGUUUUGAUGACCGAACGAUGGCUACAAUAGUAGGAGAAUCCGCUUCAGCUGGAGAUACUGAUGAGUCUGCUCCACCAAGUCCGCAACAAGCCAAGCGACCAUGGUAUAGCAAUAUUGGGCGAGGUAAAAGAAGGGAAUUUACACUCGAGGAUGAUGAAAUCAUGAAGCCACGUCCCGCAUUACCGAGCUUCGGUAGUAUUAGAGACAAGAAAACAAGAGAAGCUGGCGAAAGGCCACUUGUGCGACCUUACGAACCGGCUUCCUCAUCCGUAACACCAUCUUCACCAGAGACCCGUCCGUCUACCUCCAGCGGUCCUAGUGACACAGGGAAGCCCGAAGAGCUCUCUAUCGGGCAAUCAAACGACCAGGCCAUAGGUUCGAUUCUUUCUCAAGCACAGACAUCGCGAAAUGCACCAAAUAUCUCAAGAUUCAGAGAACCAUUGCCACCAGUUGUGACUUCGGUCGAAGGGGGUGGUUAUAUGUCGGACAGUAUUGGAAGCUCUGAUUCUGACGACCUUCUUAAUAGUGUCACGGGUGCAAGUGAUACAGAGGAGAUUCCCAGCACGCAGAUCACCCAACUAGAGACAAGGGAUAACUCACAAAAUAACUCCACCAUUCUUGAGAAGCCAGCAGAAUCUGAAGAGGCACCAAAAGCGAUUCAUCUACAAGAAGUUCCAGAAAUUGCUAUUAUCCAGCCUAGUCCAAGAGUUCCAGAGAGAAGCACUUCAGCCAUAAACUCAUUAGGGGACCACUACUUUGACGUACCAGGCGGCUUUCCAAUUGACAAGUCAGAAACAGCCCGUAAUAUCCAAGAUAAGGUCAAUGAAACGAAUAAGGGAUCCUUCGAUAUUUCACCUGCCACUUCUCCCAUUUUCGAGCCGAAAGCUGUAAUACAUCCUGUCCAAGCCGAAACAUUACCCCAAACUACACUUUCUACUACAACUCCGCUAGAAGCGGGAGACGACGAGCCUACGGAUGACUCGCAUUCAAGUAUAUACAGUGAUGCAUAUGAAGAUCUCUCUGAUAUAGAGGGGGACGGUUUCAUGUCUUUGAAUGCUGUGGUUGAGAAGCCUAUCAACGAGGUUACACCAUCCCAGCUUCCUGGGUUAUCACAGCAGCCCAAGGCAAAUAAGCAGCUUCAAGUCACUAUCAAAGCCCCAGAGCCAAAACAAGGUAACGAUUGGGAACAAGCCAAGGCAUUCUGGCGUAGCUUAACAGCCGAGAAAAGACUUCAGCUUGAGCGCGAGGCGAUGGAAGAGGCAGGCACGGAAGGUGAUGAGGAAGAUGUUCCACGCCCUAUUAGAAGAAAUAGUAACAAGAAGAAAACUACACAGCAGCAGCAGCAGCAGCAGCAGCAGCAACAGCAAGCAGUUCCUGAAGCUCAGCCCCAACCACCGAAGGCGCUAGCGGAACCUAUCGUAUUCAUCAAACCCGAAAAAGCACAAAAGAGUCGGCCUCUCUCACAGCCUAAUCCUGAACCUAUUAGUCCGCAGCCAACAUCAUCGCGGAUACGCAUGUCCUUGCGCGGAGAUAAGCCUGGACAGGCAGAUGGGAUCCGAAAAACAAUGCGAUCUCAGGCAGCGACAAGUGAGACCAGCCAACCUACCACACGCCGAACUACGCAGCGUGAAGUAUCUACAGCUACCUCAUCGAAAUCAGCCCAACAUCAAAAUACCGCCACUAUUACUCAAAUAUCACCCACGAAUAGGACAAAAAUUGCUUUGCCUAAUGACAAACCUCCUUUACAACGUCGCGGGUCAGAUGCAAGCGAUAGUAGCUUUAAGCGUAGUCGUGCAGCACGCAACACAAGCUUUGGGUUUCGUAGUUCUAUGCGCCCAUUGUCUUCUCACCAAUCACAAGACACACCAAGAGGCUCUGGACGAUUCAGCUUACGGUCGCUAUCCCCAGCAGGUUCAUUUCAGCAGAGCUUAGCAAGCAAUGUUGUAGGGGGGACUACAGCGCCCGCGAUGCGUCGGACCUUGCGAUCUAGUAGUGUAUCGAGUCAAGAAAGGAUUCUUCCAUCCAUUCAUUUCCCAUCGUUCGGUCGGUCGAGCAAAGCUCCUACUUCGAAGCGUCCCAAGAGAUCAAGUCGUCUCGGCGACUCGAGCGACGAUGACGAAGGCGGAAUCGCCGGUUUUCGAAGCCGUUUCGAAGAUUCAAGUGAUGAGGAUAAUGUCCGUCCUAAGUCAUCGUCGCAAAACCGUCCACUCUCGAGGGUGACUUUGCGACCUUCCACUGCUGGUGGUGUACCUAACUUUAGGAAAUCCACACCUGUGCCCGAAGCAGACGAAGAUUCGCCCGAGCUACCUGACAGUGAUGACGAAAUGCCCAGUCCCCUACAGAGUCCGCGAAACCGAGCCCCUAUUGGUGGUGCGUUUCCACGCUCGAGCUCAUCAGCGCUUGGAACCGGCACGUUAACACGGUCGCGCUCCGGCCGAGGCAGUUUUAAUACGUCUGUAUCUACGCCUAUCGCGUCAGGUAAAGAGAGGCGAAGCUCACUAAUGGGAAUAUUGAAGCGCAACAAGAAAGCGGACUCGGCAAGCAAGAUCCAGCGUUCGGAACCUAUGGAAAGCGCAGCUAGACGUGACACCAGGCUGGAGCGAAGCAGUGAACAGUUGAGGGACCUCCGAGGCGAUUACACACCUAGCCCAAGAUUACAGAAACGGAACUCUCUAAAGAGAGGCGACGGUUGGCCUUUAGGUGAGCCUGCCGAGGGUGUAGGCGUGAAACGUUCCAAUUCAGCGGGUGACCUACUCGAUCAAGACAUCGCGGGUCCGGCCGUACAAAGGCCAGGUACCAGCGGGGGUAGACGGAGCACGAGCUUAGGGCUCCCAACCGCAUACGAUGACGAACGAGACAACGUGACUGUGGACGGACUGGGGCAGAAGAAGAAAAAGAAGUUCGGGGCGCUGCGCCGAAUAUUUCGGCUGGAUGAUUAGAGAGCAUCCUAUGCCGAAAAGAAGCAGCAGCAGCGCAAUGUAUUGAUGAAGAGGUGCUGUCGAGCCGAUUAGUUAUGGUGCAUCGGCUAUCAUUGCGAAUCACAACUUUCACUUUGUCGUUUUACCAGGACCGCGGGAGUUUCGGAUCCGGUCAAGGGCUCGGAAAGGCCUCUGAGAGGACAAUAAUUUCUAAAGUUGAUACCCGUUUUCUUGUGCGACGGACAUAAGCUCGCUUUGCAGCUACAUAGAAUUGCACAGCCCACGAUACUAAUAGGGCGAAUGAUCUUUUUUUAAUUACUUAUCUAUUGUUUUUUUUCCCUUUGUUGCAUCACCCGAAAG
Messenger RNA from Annulohypoxylon maeteangense, 5242 nucleotides. RefSeq lists its product as uncharacterized. The coding region runs from base 194 to 4903 and encodes 1569 amino acids. Lineage: Eukaryota; Fungi; Ascomycota; Sordariomycetes; Xylariales; Hypoxylaceae. The transcript is spliced from 2 exons. The record is from RefSeq and is a predicted model, not a curated record.